CUGACACUGCUGAGUGAAGUUGGCCAUGUGGUUGGUGGGAUUUUCGUACCCACGUCUAGAAUGAAGGGAAAUGUGAGCGAAUAGCGAUUGGAACAUCGAGCCUUAGAAUUCGUGACGCGGUCAUUGGCAUCCAUCAAUUAUAGGUAGCCAUUCGGCUAAUCUGAAACUGUAGGCACAUUCAAAUCCGGUGCCGAUCCCGUCAUCAAAAUGAGCGAUGCCAAUCGGAAGCGCAAAUCCAGAGACAAACAAUUUUAUAUCCAACAAGCCAAGCGCAACAAGUUAGCCAAGUUCAGUUUGGUUCCGGGUAUCAAAGGGUUCCUGUUGUUCUGCAACAAACACGAAAAAGAAGCCAUACGAGAAGGAUACCGAAUCCUCAAUGAGUUUGCCGACAAACGCACCCAAGUCCUCGAAGAGAGCCUCAAAGAGGUCAAACAAGAGCAUCAGUUGUCAGCACAGUCUCAAGAUUCCCAAUCUGAUGAAGAGAUUGACGUGGAUCAGGCCAUGGAUGAGGAACGCCAGGCCCUGGCCCGCGAGCGACAGUUGCCCUCGGAGGAGAAACGCUUUCAAGUGGUGGAGAGCGGAGCCCAAAAUGUUCUGUUCAUUCGCACCACUUGGGAGGAUCCCGUUCAAUUGGCCAUGGAUGUCAUGAACGCCAUUCUCGAGUCGGGUGAGCAAAGAACCAGGUAUCUGUUGCGGCUUCUCCCCGUCGAGGCCACGUGCAAGAGUCAAGAGACGGCUAUCGAGAAGGCCAUUCAGACCAUCCUUCCGCGAUGGUUUAAGGGCAAAUCAGAGGUCAGCUACGCAGUUCAAUUCAAAUGUCGACUCAAUAGCAACUUGAACAAAGAUCACAUCACCCGGAUGAUCGGUCGUCUGGUUCGCCAAGUCAAUGACGCAGCCAAAGUGGACUUUAAGAAACCCAACUUGACCGUCAUGGUCGAAGUGAUGAAAGGCAAUUGUUGCAUAGGUGUCUUGCCCAAUUACGCUCACUACCGCAAGUAUAACUUGAUUGAAUUGGCCUCGCCAUCGCCCGGAUCAAACAAGGCAGACGUAGAUUCUCAGAAAAACGGAGACGAGCCAGCAGCAACCGUGACAUCUUCCGAACAUGCCAAAGUCAAAUCGGAAGCCGAAGAACCCGAGUUGAAUAAGAGUGAUGAAGUUACUGAGAGUUAUAAUCCCCUAAGAAAAGGUGAAAGCGUGAAAGAAGAGUCUCAAAGUAUUGGUCAAUCUCCCGACUCCAGUGAAGAUGUCACAAUUAUUACGAAUGCCGACAACCCGCAUCCUAGGUCUAAUGAUGGAUCCGAUGUAGAUUCAAGAAAGGCAUUAUUAGGAGCACCCCUUACGGAUCCAGUUCUCAAACAAUCCUCGAAUUCGAACGAUCACGGUUCUGUCCAGCCCGAAGUAAUGCCGUAAUUCAGGAUGCCGUGUGAACCUUUCAUGAGGUUGUGUUCUGUGUUCCUUAUUUCUAGACUCCAAGGUUCAAUACUAAUGUAAGUUUCUUCCUCGAAAACUCGAGUGCAAAUUCUUCGUUUUUAAAGUGUUAUUAGUUCUUGAAUGAUUUACAUGACAAAGGCUUUCUCAGCUUCGGUGAAUGAAUAGAUCUCUUUUGUCCGGG
Tigriopus californicus is the source of this 1612-nucleotide messenger RNA. Its product is annotated as THUMP domain-containing protein 1 homolog. Gene Ontology annotation, biological process: tRNA modification. The transcript has a single exon. Gene Ontology annotation, molecular function: RNA binding. The record is from RefSeq and is a predicted model, not a curated record. Lineage: Eukaryota; Metazoa; Arthropoda; Copepoda; Harpacticoida; Harpacticidae. Bases 208 to 1410 code for a protein of 400 amino acids.